AUGACCGGAAAACCAGUUUACAAACCCGACGAGAUACGUUUUGCUUUAAGCCUUAUGGAGAAAGAUCUCUACAACGAUGCGAUAUCUAACGCUUUUCGGGAACGAUUCAACCGAGAACUGACGGAUAACCAGAUUCGAUAUUUGAGGAACAAAUAUGGCAAGGACCCUGACUAUGGAGCUCCCCUUUGCAACAGGCCCAAGAAACGAAAGGAACGUCGAGCUGACUCUGGAGCUGGUUCUUCCGCUUCGCCGGGCUCAGAAGGUUCACCGACUGAAGCCAAGAGAGCUCGACAGGGGUCUUUCAAAGCUUCAGCAGGACCUUCUCAAACCCCCCAAUACCAGCUUGGAUCUCCUCCAACGCAAUCAAUAGCCAAAUUUGAAGACAUGAAGUCUCCCAGCCCGUCUUCAGUCCCCUUGUUCCACGCAGCCCCAAUGGCCCAGAUGGGAAACUUCCCUUCACCCCCUACAAACUCCUAUAGCCUCUUUUCAGGAGCACCAUCUCAAGGAGGCUUCGCGGCUAUGCCUUCAGCCAACUCCUGGCAGACACAACCUAGGACAAACUUCAACACUCGUUUUGGGCAAUACCAGAUCAAGUCGCCAGAACAGGGAAACCCUGAGGCUUGCAACGCCGCAUUACACCAGAUACCUCAUCAGUCACCUAACGUCCAGCCUUCGUAUGCCUCUUAUCCGACGCAGCCGACAGCUAGCUCUCGCGCACCAGUUUCAUCUCCGCAGCAGACCGUAGCCAUGGAUAUGCCCCUCUCCAACUUUUCUCAACUUUCCAACUUCGCGUAUCCUCAACAGAUACCACCCAUUGAAGAGCAUAAGCAACAGCAGGAUCGAGAGUCUGAGUUGGCCGGACGAGACGACGUCGCCCCGGUGUAUUGUGAUGAGUACUUCGAGCCAGCUCACCAAGCAGCUGAACAAAGUGAACCGCAACCAACUCAAGGUCAGGAUGAGGACGCUUCAGAGCAGCGAGUCCCACAAGAUUGCAAGCAAUCUGCUUCUUUGGGCACUUCUGGUGAUAGCAAUGAACACCAACCCGCCAACCAAGGUUUCUCGCAUGACUCUGAGAGCUAG
Fusarium redolens is the source of this 1080-nucleotide messenger RNA. RefSeq lists its product as uncharacterized. The record is from RefSeq and is a predicted model, not a curated record. Lineage: Eukaryota; Fungi; Ascomycota; Sordariomycetes; Hypocreales; Nectriaceae. The transcript has 4 exons. The coding region runs from base 1 to 1080 and encodes 359 amino acids.